This is a messenger RNA of Cucurbita moschata (crookneck pumpkin), 1216 nucleotides long. RefSeq names its product DNA-3-methyladenine glycosylase 1-like. The coding region runs from base 147 to 1127 and encodes 326 amino acids. The transcript has a single exon. Gene Ontology annotation, molecular function: DNA-7-methylguanine glycosylase activity; DNA-3-methyladenine glycosylase activity; alkylated DNA binding. The record is from RefSeq and is a predicted model, not a curated record. Gene Ontology annotation, cellular component: protein-DNA complex; nucleus. Gene Ontology annotation, biological process: DNA alkylation repair; base-excision repair, AP site formation; base-excision repair. Lineage: Eukaryota; Viridiplantae; Streptophyta; Magnoliopsida; Cucurbitales; Cucurbitaceae.
UUCGUGAACAAAAUUGAAGUAAAUUAAAUGAUUAAAAAGUAAAUUGUAUAAUUACAGUCAAAGCUGAUGAGUUUGACCGAGUUAUAUCAUAUUAUAACCUGGAAAUCAAAUCGUGCACCUCAAGCUUCGAGCUGCUAAAGGAGGAGAUGAUAUCGUCUCAACCAAUCGUAACGCGACGUCUGUACAUCACUCCACCUGACUUCCUCUUCAAAACCCAGCUUCUACCCACAAAUCAUUUACCACCGCCGAUGGCCAGAAGAACCCGCCGGAAGUUACUCUUACAGUCCGAGUCUCAAACCGACGCCGAUCCACCGUCUAAUAUUUCGUUUCGAACUACAAAAAUACGGAAGAUUUCUUCCACUCAAAAAUCGGACAAACCACAGAUAUCAACUCCUGGCGGAGGCGACCGGACUCGAGCAUUCCCGAACCAGGAUGGUCCUGUCAAAUCUUUAUCGUCUUCGGAUGUAAUUUGUACAGCGAUCGAUCAUUUACGCCGUUCGGAUCCCCUUCUGAUAAGGCUAUUAGAUUCAUGCGAAUCCCCCAAUUUCAAGUCCAAUCCACCGUUUCUAGCCCUAACAAAGAGCAUCCUCUACCAGCAGCUCGCUACGAAGGCCGCCGAAUCGAUCUACAAUCGCUUCGCGUCGCUAUGCGGCGGAGAUGCGGCAGUACUACCGGACGCCGUACUUGGACUCUCGCCUCAACAGCUGCGAGUGGUCGGAGUUUCGGGUAGAAAAGCAAGUUACCUUCAUGACCUAGCGACCAAAUUCAUAGAGGGCAGUUUGUCGAAUUCAUCGAUUCUAGAGAUGGACGAUGAGACUCUACUGAGUGCGUUAACGGCGGUGAAGGGAAUCGGCGUUUGGUCAGUGCACAUGUUCAUGAUUUUUACUCUGCACCGGCCGGAUGUGCUGCCGGUGGGGGAUUUGGGCGUGAGAAAAGGGGUGCAGAGGUUGUACGGACUGAAAGAAUUGCCAAAGCCAGUGGAGAUGGAGAAACUUUGUGAAAAAUGGAAGCCGUACAGGUCGAUGGGGGCUUGGUAUAUGUGGAGGCUGAUGGAAAUGAAGGAAAUCGUGAAGGAUGAUGGGGAUUUGAAGAUGAACACGGCGAACGGCGGCGGCGUUGUAAUGUGAAUCUGGGUGAAUCGUUUAAGUAUUAGGGCGAAUUUGUGUCCGUGCUUCCUUUCCAACAAUAUUUCAUCUCUGCAGUUUUUGAAUUAAAA